CUUGACUUUUAUGCUUUAUAAUCACAGGCACUUGACACAAUAAACGUUUAAGUGAGGCUGAAAAUGACAGAGGUAAAGCCCACUGAGCUCAUCGUCUUCUGUUUCAUGCUUCUUCACGGUUUUGUAGCAGCAUUGAACUGCACCAGCCCCACUCCUGAAUCCUUGUUUAAUGGCCUUGAGAAGGAAUUAUUCUCUAAACAUCUGCUCCGGCCUGUAAAAAGCUUUUUGAAUCCAGUUGACAUAUCCAUCGCUAUCACUGUGGUGGGAAUUGUAGGAGUGGAUGCAAAGACCCAAACCCUGACAACAGUCUUAUGGCAAAUCCUGGAAUGGGAUAUAGAGGGACUGAGCUGGGAUGAAGAGGAAUGUGAAACUAAAAGAGUCUCUGUCCCUCGGGAAAAGCUUUGGGUCCCAGACGUCCAAGUCGCAGAGUUCAUGGAUGAGGACAAUUCUCCCUCAACUCCCUAUGUCUACUUAUACAACACAGGUCGUGUUUUUGAUGAUAAACCAAUCAGAGUGGUCAGUUCCUGCAAAUUAGAAAUCUAUACUUUCCCCUUUGAUAUCCAAAACUGCUCUCUGACCUUUGGACCAUACCUCCACUUUGCUACGGAUGUAAGGAUGGUUCAAGGGGCCACAGCUGAAGAGAUCCUGCAGGAGUCCAGAGAAGUGCUGAAGACCAAUGGGGAGUGGGAGCUGGCAGACAUCAUUAUAGCUAAUGUUGCCCUGGUGUUAAGUGAGGGAGAAUAUUCUGAAAUCCAAUACUCUAUCAUUUUAAGACGUCGGCCACUCCUCUAUGUGGUGAACCUGCUGAUCCCUAGCUGCUUCCUCAUCACAUUGGACCUCUUCAGCUUCCUGCUGCCUCCGCAAAGUGUGGACCGAUCCUCCUUCAAGAUGACCCUCAUCCUGGGCUACACUGUCUUCCUGCUCAUCAUGAAUGACCUGCUGCCUAUCACUGGGGAGACAACACCUCUCAUCAAUGUGUUCUUCUGCAUCAGUCUCGCUCUGAUGGUGGCCAGCCUGUUGGAGACAGUGUUCAUCACUAACAUCCAGUUCAGCUCUAGCCAGUACAGCGCAGUGCCUCAGUGGCUCAGCAUCCUCGUGUUACAAUAUCUAGCUGUUGUCGUUUGCAUCCCUCCAAAGAAAAAAAGCAACCGAACUACAGUCUUCUUCAACCCAUCUACUAGAGACCCAGCAAUCCACACAAACAACAGCAACAUCUCAGUAAUUGAUCCUCAGGGUAUGUCCGAUGAUAUACCUCUAGUGAAACCCCACCUGGCCCUCUCGGCUCCUCCGGAGCCGGCCCUGGAAGAACUGAAGAAGCUGAGCAGAGAUCUCGUGGCCAUCCGUCUCCAGAUGGACAAACACUUCCAGGGGAGCAACACCUCGCAGGAAUGGCACAUGAUCGGGAUAGUAGUUGACCGUCUGCUGUUCUGCCUGUACAUUAUUUUCAUCUCUGUCAGCUUCAUCACCAUCAUCGCAAUCUGGAUCUGGAACAACUCGUAUGCUACAUGAUUAACCAGCAGGUUACAUGUACGAGGAGCUCACAUGCUGUGGGCCAGAGUGGUACUUAGCUGCUUAACUCUGUCAAGGUCAAAGUUUGGUAGACUUAUAUUUAUCAAUGUUUUUUCUUUUUAAGAUUAUGUGAAGCAGUGGUUUGUUCCAAAAUUCGGAAAAAGAAACUCAAAGGUUUUAUAUUCAUACUGCAUUUCACUUAGAUUCCCUUUGCAUCAACAACUUCCACAAAGUGGCAAAAGCUGCCGAAUCUAGUGUCCAACCCGCUCUUGUAGACUUGAGCAGUUAGUGUCUCACGUAUGAAAUAUGCCAACAUACAGUGCACUUAACCCAUGCACACGUCUCUUAAUAUUGCUUCAGAGCAGAAGAUUAUCCCACAAUUCACCUGAAUCACACCAGUCCAGUUGUUGGCGGUAAUCCACCAUUACACUGGUUUUAGUUUAGCUGUGAGAAUUAUCACAAAUUUGAUGUCAGUGUAUAUAUAAAUAAUAAAGGAGAAUCUCUAUGGUUAAUCCUGUAUAUUUGCUCCCUUUGUGGAAAUUAAGUAAAACCAACAAAACAUCUGAGCUUGAUAAAAUCAUGUGUUUGUAUUAACGAGAGCCACAGGAUGUCCUCAUUAAUCAAGUGGCUCCCAGUGAGCUCUGGCAAGGUUAGGGUAACUGGCAUGGACCCCUGGUCUGAUGGCAAGUACACAACUGUCAUUAGAGUAGCAGGUAUAUGGUCAUUAAUGAUGCACUCCCAAAUUUCAUGUCAAUCUAUCCAAUAAAUGUCAAGACAUUUAAUUUCACUUGAAACCACAAAUGUCAAUGUCAUGGUGUGAGAGGAAAAGUAAAGAGAUCAACAAAGUCACUGGGAUUUAUCCACUGGGGACCGUGAAUGUCUGUACAAAAUGUCAUGGCAAUCCCUCCAAUAGUUUUUGAUAUUUAACAACUGAUAAAAAGCAAAAUGAGUACUGCUAAUGA
This is a messenger RNA of Seriola dumerili (greater amberjack), 2471 nucleotides long. Its product is annotated as 5-hydroxytryptamine receptor 3A-like. The transcript is spliced from 9 exons. Lineage: Eukaryota; Metazoa; Chordata; Actinopteri; Carangiformes; Carangidae. Gene Ontology annotation, cellular component: neuron projection; membrane; synapse. Gene Ontology annotation, molecular function: extracellular ligand-gated monoatomic ion channel activity; transmembrane signaling receptor activity; neurotransmitter receptor activity. The coding region runs from base 64 to 1509 and encodes 481 amino acids. The record is from RefSeq and is a predicted model, not a curated record. Gene Ontology annotation, biological process: signal transduction; monoatomic ion transmembrane transport; chemical synaptic transmission.